CUUAUGAUAAUAAAUAAAUAAAUAUAUAUAAAUUCCGAUGACUACUAUUACCGUUCUUCUACUACUCCCCUUUCUCUCGUUGCAAUGGCUUCUCAUUUCUCGUUCCCCAACUAGUACUACUCAUCAUGAGAUUCCCAAGCAUUAUGUGAUAUAUAUGGGAGCACCAAAACCAUCAUCAAAUAAUGGAAACGAAGCUGCAGAUGCUAAAGCUGAUGAUCAAUUAGCUCAUUUGCAGUUACUCUCCUCCGUCAUUCCAAGCGAAGAGAAGGAAAGGAUAUCUCUAAUCCACCAUUACCACCAUGCUAUUAGAGGAUUUUCUGCCAUGCUUACCGAUAAUGAAGCUUCUCUUUUAUCUGGUCAUAGUGACGUAGUAUCGGUCAUUGAGGAGGAAAUACUUGAACUACAAACAACACGUUCUUGGGAUUUCAUAGAAGCAGGAAUGCAAUCAAAGUGGGGUUUGGACAAACCUGUCACGAGUAACAUGAUUAUUGGGGUAUUCGACUCAGGGAUAUGGCCGGAAUCUGUAAGUUUUAGUGACAAAGGAUUUGGACCGAUUCCUUCAAAAUGGAAGGGAUCUUGUCAGACAGCAUCAGACUUCAAGACAAGCAAUUGUAAUAGGAAGUUGAUUGGUGCAAGAUACUACCUCCCACUAAAGGCGAAAAAGGAAUGGACACCAAGGGACUUAACAGGGCACGGGACACAUGUGGCCUCCAUCGCAGCGGGCUCAGUAGUUCCCGGUGCUUCCUCUAUGGGUUUGGGCAGUGGAAUAGCCAGAGGUGGCGCACCGUCGGCCAGAAUUGCCAGUUAUAAGGUGUGUUGGAGUGAUGGUUGUCCUACAGCAGAUAUGUUGAAGGCCAUGGAUGAUGCACUCAGUGAUGGAGUUGACAUAAUCUCUAUGUCCAUUGGCAAGAAAGGAAGAUCAUCAUCCAUAGACUACUUGAAGGACCCAAUAGCCAUUGGUGCUUUCCAUGCUGAGCAAAAGGGUAUCUUGGUGGUUCUCGCCGCCGGUAACAGUGGCCCUACUCCUUACACACUUAGCAACACUGCACCAUGGAUGUUUACUGUGGCAGCUUCUAGUAUUGAUAGAAAUUUCAAGUCCAUGGUUCAUCUUGGAAAUGGGAAAUUUCUCAAUGCAAUUGGCAUUAAUCUUUCAAAUCUUUCACGGUCACCUAUAUAUCCACUUAUAAUUGGAAAGGACGCGGCUAUUAGUUCUGCAGUUGUAUCAACGGCAGAAAACUGCUACAAUGGAUCUUUGGACAUUAAGAAAGUAACAGGAAAACUUGUCGUUUGUGUUGAUGGUGGGGACGUUGAACGUUUAGACGUUAUACCUUUAAAGGAGGCCAAAGGAAUAAUUAUGAUUAUGGAAGAUGAAAAAAUUUCACCCUUUCCUACGAACACUUAUCCAUGGGCACAAGUUGGCAAAAUUGCAGAAUCUGACAUUCUUAGGAACUACAUUCGCUCUACUGUGACGCCAACAGCAACAGUUCUUCCAACUGUUGAAACUCCAAAACUCUAUAAACCUGCACCAGUGGUGGCCAGUUUUUCAUCGAGAGGCCCUGCAUUGCUCACAGAAAACAUUCUAAAGCCGGACAUAAUGGCACCCGGAGAAGCGAUUUUAGCUGCAGAUAAGAACAACACGCAGUUUAGGUUUGAGUCUGGAACCUCUAUGGCUUGUCCACAUGUAUCUGGCGCUGCUGUUUUCAUCAAGUCAAUUGAACCUACGUGGACUCCUUCUAUGAUCAAAUCAGCACUUAUGACUACAGCAUCUGCAUACGACAACACAGGGAAACCAUUAACAAACACCUCAAAAGAAAUGGCAAAUGCACAUGAGGCUGGAGCUGGAGAACUAAACCAUAUGAAAGCUCUAGACCCAGGGCUAGUCUUUGAAACAACCACACAAGACUAUUUCAAUUUCCUUUGUUACUACGGCUAUCCAGAGGCGAAGAUAACAUCCAUAAUCAAGGGCACAAGUUUCAAGUGCCCCAAGAUCUCAAACAAGGAACUCAUCACAGACAUUAAUUACCCUUCCAUCUCUAUUGGCAAUCUACCACAAUCAGCUCCCAGAGUCGUCAAAAGGACUUUGACCAAUGUCGGACCCUCCAGCUCUACAUACACUGCUCGAGUUGAUUCCCCGAGAGGCUUAGUUGUGAAGGUUAAUCCAGAUAGGAUUGUGUUCACCAACGCCUUGAAGAAGGCUCCUUUCGAGGUGUCAUUUGAUGGAAAGGGGGCUGCUAGAGGGUAUAAUUUUGGACAUAUUACUUGGUCUGAUGGUGUUCACUCUGUUCGGGUUGUGUAUGCUGUCAAAGUAGUAUAAUUCUACUUUAUUUGGAAACAUAUAAAGUAAUCUAAUAAGUGUGUCAACAAUAAAUGCAUGCAUGUCAUGUCAUGCAUGCAUAUGUUUCUUCAUCAUUUGGCAAAGGUACGUUAUAUAUCACCGGUUGGUUAUGGAAUAAUUCUAUUGGAAUUUUGUAGCUCUCAAUCGUCUACUAAGUUUGAAUUCCUAGUGUAAAUGGAGUAAUAAUGGUGAUACAUACUUUGUAAUAUGAAUAAAUAGAGUUUUUUAUUUUGAAUA
Messenger RNA from Humulus lupulus (European hop), 2572 nucleotides. Its product is annotated as CO(2)-response secreted protease-like. Gene Ontology annotation, biological process: proteolysis. Gene Ontology annotation, molecular function: serine-type endopeptidase activity. NCBI's taxonomy places the organism in Eukaryota, Viridiplantae, Streptophyta, Magnoliopsida, Rosales, Cannabaceae. The record is from RefSeq and is a predicted model, not a curated record. The transcript has 11 exons. Bases 38 to 2314 code for a protein of 758 amino acids.